This is a messenger RNA of Mauremys mutica (yellowpond turtle), 7143 nucleotides long. RefSeq names its product MDM4 regulator of p53 (gene MDM4). Gene Ontology annotation, cellular component: nucleus. Gene Ontology annotation, molecular function: ubiquitin protein ligase activity. The record is from RefSeq and is a predicted model, not a curated record. The coding region runs from base 172 to 1605 and encodes 477 amino acids. Lineage: Eukaryota; Metazoa; Chordata; Testudines; Geoemydidae. Gene Ontology annotation, biological process: protein ubiquitination; regulation of cell cycle; negative regulation of apoptotic process. The transcript has 11 exons.
AACUCCCCCUAGCAAAGCCUGUGCGGGGAGGCGAGCCCAGUUCCAGGAGGGUCUUCGCUGCAUGCAAGAAAAUGUCUUUGCAAGGCUGUGCUGUAUGUUGACUGUUAGCAUCUAGUGAUCUCUGUAUGUCAAGUGCAUGUUUAUGCUGUAGACAGCUACUUCACUGCCAAAAUGACAUCUUCGACCUCUGAACAGUAUCCAGCAUCUGAGAAUGCCUGCGGAAUCGCACUUGGACAAGCUAACCAGGUACAACCGAAACUGCCACUCCUGAAGAUUCUGCAAGCAGCAGGUGCACACGGUGAAACCUUCACAUUGAAGGAGGUCAUGCAUUACCUGGGACAGUAUAUAAUGGUGAGGCAGCUAUACGAUAAGCGGCAACAGCACAUGGUGUACUGUGGAGGGGAUCAGCUGGGAGAAUUGCUGGGACUGGAGAGCUUCUCUGUGAAAGAUCCAAGCCCUGUUUAUGACAUGCUGAAAAGGAACCUGACUUCUGUUACUAUUACAGAUGCUGCACAGACUCUUGCUCUCGCAAAGGAUCAGAGCGUCGAUAAUCCAAGCCAAGACCAACUGAAGACUAGCACAGAGGGAAGCUCUGACACUGAGGGAACGGAGGACAAAAGUGGUGCUCCUGCUUUGUCUACCUCACAGCGCAGCUAUGGAAACUGCGAAGACAAAGACUUAAUAGAAAACCUCUCAAAAAGCAAGAAGCCCAAGCUGGAUCUGGUAUUUGAGGAGUGGGAUGUAGCUGGCCUUCCAUGGUGGUUUUUAGGAAAUCUGAGAAACAACUACAAGUCCAGAAGUAACGGGUCAACAGACAUACAGACCAACCAGGACAUAGACACUGCCAUUGUUUCAGAUACUACUGAUGACUUGUGGUUCCUCAAUGAAUCUGCGUCGGAUCAAUUCAAUGUUGCCGUCAAAGUGGAGACAGUGGACUGUGAAGAAGUGGCGAAAGAGAGUGACAAAAAGGUGAUUGAGGUUACGUGUACUGAUGACCUCGAGGAUUCUCAGUCCCUAAGUGACGACACAGAUGUAGAAGCUGCCUCUGAGGACUGCUGGCAAUGCACCAAAUGUAAGAAGUUUAACUCUCCAGUCAAACGGUACUGUUACCGCUGCUGGGCCUUACGGAAGGACUGGUACUCGGAUUGCCCCAGACUAGCUCAUUCUCUCUCUCUGUCCACCAUUGAUACUAUUCAAGGCAAAAAGGAUGAUGAGGGAAUCGAUGUCCCAGACUGCAGAAGGACCGUGUCUGCUCCAGUUUGCCGACCCAAAGAUCUGCACACAGGUGAAUGUGAGUCCCAUGUAGACCCUGGCAGCUCUAUGGAGUCCCUGGGUUUGACACACGAAUGCAAGGUCCAGGAGCCACAGAUGCAUUUUGGUGAACACAAAAAGGAAGAAGUAGUAGAAUGGCAAGAGAAUAUAAAAAAUUUGUUGAAUCCCUGCAUUCUAUGCCAGAAGAGGCCACGGGAUGGGAAUAUUAUCCAUGGACGGUCUGGUCACCUAGUAGCUUGCUUCAAAUGUGCGAAAAAGCUGAAGAAAGGGAGAUUGCCAUGUCCAGUGUGCAAGAAACCGAUCCAGAUGGUGAUCAGAAUCUUCGUGGGGUAGCUGUGCCGCUGCAAGGUGCUUCAGGGACUUAAAUGGUCACUAGUCAGGGGACAUCUGCCACAAGGUUUACGUUAGUGUCUAUGGUGCUACAAGGGAGCCUAAUUAUGUAACGCAGCUAAAGAACAGGGGUCCCAAACUGACAAAGAAAGUUGAGGAAUCCCCGAAAUGAAAUGCAACAAUGUUUGGUUUUUAGUGUCAGUUUACGUUCCUGGGGCCUGACUGAUUUUAGAAUUUCUAAAUCCUUUACUUUCCAAGUUCUAGAGGAGAUGAUUUCACCCGCAUGGUCUUGUUUUCAUAACUGAUCCUUGCAGAAGCCAGAUGGUUAAUAAAUAAAUAUUUAACUCUGGUUGGUUGUAUGCUCUGCAGUAAGCUAAACUCUGUGCAGUGCCUGAAAAUAGAAAGCACAGGGUGGGAGGAGAGUGUGUCUGUGUGUACAUACAUGUACGCUGGAUUCUCCAAGGAUCAGUUCUCAGAAGAGUAAUGGUGAACGGGGGUUACAAGACUUCUAACUCUCUUCAGUAUUUUGUAAGAUUGGGUUGAGACACUCCCCAAAAUCCAUAAUGAAAAACAAACCUCCCCAACUUUUAAUCAAUAUGUAAACCACCCUGUAUGAUUUAGCAAUCAUGCAAGAGCAAGGUGUCAUGUCUUGCUCUCUUAAUGGAUCCUUUUUAAUUAAAAUACAGUGUUGGGGACCAGUUCCUCGGCUGCUGCCAAUCGGCAUAGCUCAGUCAACUCAAUGCUAAUUGACACCAGCUGUGGAUCUGGCCCUUAGGUUAGGUGUGCACUUACAGCAGUUGUGCGUGUAUAUACGAGCAUUCUAAUGCUCAUAAUUAGCCCCUCACACCUACAGCUGUUUUAACUGCAUCCCUACCUUUUUUAAGCUGGCUGAUCAUUUGAGAAAAGUCUCUAUUUAAAGUGCUAGUGAGAUUUACUAAUGACUAAUGUGCAAUUUUGAAAAAUAAGUCCUUUAUCUUUGUGUGCCACCUGACAGCUGGUUUAUCUAAGGAACUGUUGCGUGGUGUUAGUCACACUUGGACCCUCUUCAAUUUGAUUUAAUUUCGUACAGGUUUUAACUCGUCUCAGAAUCCUUCUGCGGUAUUCUUAUCUGCACAGUGUAAUAGAGGGUCCAUCUGCCGCUAGAAUUGGUAGUUUUAAACUGUUGUUACAUUCUUUCUUAAAGAGCACACCCUAGGUAUCUACCCACAUCUUUCUCAACCCCCAUCUGCAGGAAGGAGCUCCAGGGGUUGAAGGCUGCCUCAAGGAGAGCAUCCUCUAUUGUCCCUUGUGGAGGUUGGUCAGGAUUUGCCCAUGUGGGGAAGGCUGUGGAGUGCCUGUCCUCAAACCUGAGGGAUCUAUAGGGGAACAGGGUCAUUCACAUUCCACUGGACCCACGCUACCAGAGUACCAGACUCCCGCCUACAGCCACAGCUACCCUGGGGACCCCUGAGGGUUUGAGUAAUUUCCACUGGGCAGGUGGAGAAUCACUGGGCACCCAUGUUCCAUUCUCCUCUGGCCUGCUCUAUCUCUAUCCUGUUCCCCAGCAUGGACCUCGGACCAUGUGCAAAGGCAUCUGCAGGGUCCAAGGGGAGGAGACAGUGCUGUGGAAGCACACGAUCUUACCAAAUGCAGAGUCUCCUCCAGGCUAGAUCAGGACCCUAUAGAUCUAUGCAUAUCAGUUGGCUGUAAAGCAGGUAUAUAGCCCUUCUCCUGCUGCACUUUCCCUUCUCUCCUGCAGAGCUAUAGCCAUAAUUACAGCUCACUAUGUAGAGUAAAUUUACUUACCUCCAUCCCUCCUCAAAACACACACCCCUUUUAGCACCUUUAUUUUAUUUCCUACUUAUUUAAAAUAAAUAAAAACCUAGAAAAAAUAAAGAUGGCCAACACCUGUUAGAUCCCAUUUAGCCCAGCACUCCCUGGCCACCGCAGGUUGCUCUCAACAAUGUGUUAUCCAAGGUUUUGUCCAGGCCUGUUUAAAAUAGUUCUAGGGUGGACGCUGUCACUUCUCUGUUUUGAAUACCAAGAAAUGUUCAUUCGGUGUAGCAGCUCAGUACACUGGGAAGCCAUAGUUCUUUGUCAAUAGAAUACACAUUGUGGGGUUGCAUCUUCUGCUGUGAAGACUAUGGGCUCCUCCAAAGAGAUGGAUUAUUUGAUCUACCAGGUGUUUACCUUCUAACUAUUAAGAUCCACAUACCUGCCUUCUACUGUAAAGUGUCUAUCCAGUGCAAGUUGGGUGGGGAUUCCUAUUACUUGGGCCACCUAGACUGCCCUGUCUCUAGCAUGUGAUUUGGGGAAGAUUUUGCCUCCCCCUUCUGAACCAUCACUGCCAGCCAUUGCAGCUUGUGCUGUACAUCAUAGCCUUAUUGCCCAGAGUUCCCGAGGGUGUACAGUUCAACUGAGCCUGUAAAGCUGCAGGAGGCUUUACGUAUUCACAAAGAACUGUAGUUUCUUCUCUAGCUACAUUCCUUUUUGAUCUAGUAUUUUUAUCGUAGUCUUUCUAACUCCCUUCAUCUCCCUGGUAGAGACACAAAGCAGGUACAGGCACCCCACAAGGUUCCUCAGAGCAGCGCUUAGCACUCUGCUGCUGAAGCAGCUCUAUCUCCAAAGUUUCACAUGGGAAGGGAAGGGAGAAUAUAUAGCAGGGACUGAUCAGUACCCUCUUAGCUAUGUUUGCAGAGGGGGCAGUGGCUCUCCUCUGGUUUAAUGUUGAGCGUGGGAGGAGGAGAGGGGAACGGAUCUCUUUUCCAUGGCUAUAAUCCAGGCUUUUCCUCUCUCCCUAUUGAUUUGUGGCUUUUAGUUAGAAAGCGCUACUACUGGGCAUAGGCUGACCAGCACAGCGCCAGGACUGGAUGUGCAGCUGACUAGCAGUACUUCGGUAGCUAUAAGUGAGCAAGUCUAAGCAGAACUGGGAACCAUUCCAUGCCGCUAAAUACUUGACACUCUUUCGGGUGGUUCUCAAAGCAACUUUUUCCUUCUCAAGUCCAAAACCAGUCUUUACCAUGUGUAAAGCCAGCUGUAAGUCUACGUCUGCCGGGGAAGGUCACAAAACCCAGCAGCACCAAAACCACGCUGAGCUUAUUCUUCCUCUGCAGGGAUGUGUGGAAUCAGAGCUAUCACUGCCAAAAGCACACCAAACCUGUUGGUGAUUCUGCAGUUAUAUUGACUUGACUUUGUUUUACCGUGUGAUGAUUACUGUGUCUGUUUUUAUUUGCUGUAAAUGUACAAAUGGAAUGAGUUUUGAUUUUAAACCACAAGUUAAGCUGCAGUGCACCAAAUUGCAGUUUCACAAUAUUGUUUUGCAAACAGGCCAGAUCACCGAUGGGUGUAAAUCAGCAUAGCUCUAUUGAAGUCAGUGGUGUUAUGCUGACUUGCACCAUUGGGGGUUCUGGCUCCAUAUCUGAAGCGCACUGGUAGCUUCCUUGCUGAAGGGUCACUAAAAUGAAGCUGACACACCUUAGCCUUCCUUUGGGCCGUAGUAGAUUUAGCAGAGUUUCCUUAUAAUAGUAUAGAAGUGGGAACUGUUAGUUACCAGCUUGCUGCCUUCCCUUUCUUUGGAUGUUUCUGCGGUCGACAAGGUGGAUGCUUGGGCAUAGACCUGAAAGCACAUCUUCUGGAUACUGUGAAUUUUGUUUUCCCUGUUGCCUUUAAAAGUGCAUUUUGUUAAGGGUUCUGAUUGAAUAGUUUUGAGACCGAAUGUGUUACGAAGUGUUUAGUCCGUUGACCAAAAAAACCUGAAAGUACAAUUUAUUGGGGAUAUAAUAUCCUUACUGAAACCCUAUUAAGAUGUGUAAUAUAUAUAAAGCUUGAGAUACUUGCCUUUAUUCAGUGGCUAAGAGUUAUAGGGAGUCUAAGUGGAAAUCCCCUUGUGUCAAAGGAAAGCCACAAUGAACAUUAGACAGUUCGGAGAUUUAUUUUUAUUAUGUAGCGAAUAUAAGAGUAGUAUUUCAGAAGCAUCAGCUUCUUUUUUGUACCCAUAUAACUAUUUUGCUUAAGGGUAUGAAUUUUGUCCCAUGAAAUAGUUAUACCAGUGCAAUGCUAGUGUCGAUGCAGGUAUACUGGUAUAAAAGUACCUUAGACUGGUGUAUCUUAUUCCUCUUCCCACAAAUGCUUACACCAGUGUAACUGUGUCUACACUAGGGGUAUGUGUUCACUACCAAUGUCAAAGCGCUGCCGCAGCAAGUGCUUUACUGUACCUGUGUAGUCGCGGCCCCAGCGCUGGGGGAGAGAAAAAAACCACUCCCAUGCGAGGAGUAGCUAAUGUGGCUCCCAACGCUGGUGCACUGUCUACACUACCGCUUUACAGCACUGAAACUUGGUUUUUUUGCACUCCUGAGCGAGAAUGUUUCAGUGCUGUAACGUGGCCGUGUAGACAAGGCCUCAGAGGGUUGUAUAGCUAUAUAUCAGUAUAGUUAGUGGUACAGACAAGCCCUAAUUCAAUCAGAGCUGCCGUGUUAUUAACAUUUCCCAACAGGAAGUCUGUUCUCAUGCCUUAGUUACAGAGACAGGACCCAAAGUAUUUCAAUAAAAUACCUAGCCCUUGUAUAGCUCUCUUGAUCUGUAGAUCUCAAUGCACUUUAAAAGGGAGUCAGCAUUUUACAGAUGGGAAACUAAUAAAGGCACCAGAAAGUUAGCCACCUAAAUCGAGAAUUGGGCACCUUAAAUCAGUGCCCGGAUUUUUUGGAGCUGCUGAACACCUGGAUCUCCUGUUGACUAGGGUGUCAGUUGUGAGAUACUCAACAUCUCUGAAACUUUGGCUAUGUAUAGCAGUGCCCCCUUUUGGAGCCCAGGCUGGAAAGUGUUGGCCAGGGAGGAUAGCUGAACAUAUGAAAAGCCGUGCAGUUGCCUGAUGUCCUGUUACUAAAAAAUAAUCAGUUAAUGUUAUGCAUGUUAAACUACUAUUAAUACAUUUUAAAAUAACACAACUGCUUUGAGAAUGACUCCUGCUCCCAGACAUUCCCUGUGUCCCAAACUGUCAUUCAGCUUUCAAGGUGGCAGCUUUUCCUCAUUCGUUCUUAACUGUUUGUAUUCAGACUGUUUACAAAUUAUUGGUGAUGACCUUUCUCUCUCAUAAUAAUAAAGUGCUGUAAGAGCUACGGUGCUAUGCAAGCAGGAAUCCUUCCAAUACCCCCAUGUACCUAUCUGAGAAGGUUCUUGAAGGUGGCUGAAAUAUUGUGUGGGUAGCAGGAAUGUUUUAUGCUCUUGAAUAACAAUAGAAAGACCGAGUCCCUUCCAGAAAACGUAAUUUCUUACUAAAUCUCAGUACCCUUCCCCUGUUUUGCGCCUAAAUGUAUUUUCAUCCAGGAAACGUGAAAUAUCUAUGUAAUACAUGCUCCCUACUUGUAGCAUAAAGCUCACCAAAAUACUCUAUUUAUAUUUGCACUAUUUUACCGUGCUUUGGUUGGACUAAAUUAAUGACUUGUUUGUUUCCCAUGCAAAAUACAGUUGACAUUUGAAAUCUUGUGACAGGGUAACUUAGAAGGUUUAGUUUUUAAUUUGUACUGUGUUUUGGCAAAGCUUAAAUAAAAUCUUUUGUUACCAGUA